Molecule: messenger RNA, 1998 nt
Organism: Homarus americanus (American lobster)
Lineage: Eukaryota; Metazoa; Arthropoda; Malacostraca; Decapoda; Nephropidae
Product: proline-rich extensin-like protein EPR1
Exons: 2
Coding region: 1-1998 (665 amino acids)
Source: RefSeq, a predicted model, not a curated record
AUGACGGCGGUGGUGGUGACGGUACCUGUGCCGCCCGGCCCACGACAGCCUGCUACCACGCGCCUCCACGCCCACACUUGUAGCCUCACGCCUACAACCUUCACGCCCACUCAACCUCCACACCUAUACAACCUCACGCCUAUACAACCUCCACGCCUAUACAACCUCCACGCCCAUAGCCUCCACGCCCAUCAGCCUCACGCCCAUACAACCUCCACGCCCAUACAACCUCCACGCCUAUACAACCUCACGCCUAUACAACUUCCACGCCUCAACCUCCACGCCCAUACAACCUCACGCCCAUACAACCUCCCCCACGCCCAUACAACCUCCACGCCUUCACGCCACAACCUCCACGCCUAUACAACCUCCACGCCCAUACAACCUCCACGCCCUAUAACCCCUCCACGCCAAUACAACCUCCACGCCUAUACAACCUCCACGCCUUACAACCUCCACGCCCAUACAACCUCCACGCCUAUACAACCUCCACGCCCAUACAACCUCCACGCCCAUACAACCUCCACGCCUAUACAACCUCCACGCCUAUCACCCUACCUCCAGCCUACCCUCACGCCCAUAAACCUCCACGCCCAUACAACCUCCACUAUACAACCUCCACGCCUAUACAACCUCCACGCCCUACAACCUCCACGCCCACCACAACCUCCACGCCAUACAACCUCCACGCCCAUACAACCUCCACGCCCAUACAACCUCCACGCCCAUACAACCUCCACGCCACCCCAUACAACCUCCACGCCUAUACAACCUCACGCCAUACAACCUCCACGCCCAUACAACCUCCGCCUAUACAACCUCCACGCCCUCCAACCUCACGCCUAUACAACCUCCACAUACAGCCUCCACGCCUAUACAACCUCCACGCCUAUACGCCUCACGCUAUACAACCUCCACGCCCGCACAACCUCCACGCCAUACAACCUCACGCCCGCCACAACCUCACGCCCAUACAACCUCCACGCCUAUACAACCUCCACGCCUAUACAACCUCCACGCCCAUACAACCUCACGCCUAUCGCCUCCACGCCUACAACCUCACGCUCCCACGCCUAUACAACCUCCACGCCCAUACAACCUCCACGCCUAUACAACCUCCACGCCCAUACAACCUCCACGCAUACAACCUCCACGCCUAUACAACCUCCACGCCCGCCACCUCCACGCCUAUACAACCUCCGCCUGCCACAACCUCCACGCCCAUACAACCUCCACGCCCAACAACCUCCACGCCCAUACAACCUCCACGCCAUACAACCUCCACGCCUAUACAACCUCACGCCUAUACAGCCUCCACGCCUACCAACCUCCACGCCUGCACAGCCUCCACGCCCAUACAACCUCCACGCCUAUACAGCCUCACGCCCAUACAACCUCCACGCCUCCAUACAACCUCCACGCCCGCCUCCACGCCUAUAUACAACCUCCACGCCUAUACAGCCUCCACGCCCACCUCACACGCCUAACCUCACGCCUAUACAACCUCCACGCCUAUACAGCCUCCGAUACAACCUCCACGCCCGCCACAACCUCCACGCCCGUACAACCUCCACGCCCAUACAACCUCCACGCCUACCCACAACCUCCACGCCUAUACAACUCCGCCCAUACAACCUCCGCCUAUACAACCUCCACGCCCGCAACAACCUCCACGCCCGUACAACCUCCACGCCCAUACAACCUCCACGCCUAUACAACCUCCGCUCACAACCCACGCCUAUACAACCUCCACCUAUACAACCCCACAACCUCCACGCCCAUACAACCUCCACGCCUGCCAACCUCCACGCCUAUACAACCUCCACGCCCAUACAACCUCCACGCCCAUACAACCUCCACGCCCAUACAACCUCCACGCCCAUACAACCUCCACGCCCAUACAACCUCCACGCCUAUACAACCUCCACGCCUAUACAACCUCCACGGCCAUACAACCUCCACCCGCCUCCAUACAACCUCCGCCUGUGCCUCAUUUAA